AUGAAGCACAGUCAGAUGUCUUUGGAGCGGCCGCUGUACAGAGGCAGCCAGGCCACUCUGUCGGGGAGGUGGGCGCCCCCUGGUGGAGGGGAGGUGGACGAGCUCGGUCGCCCAGCGUUGUGGAGUGAGGGAGACGAGCCUGAGCGAGAGGAGCUUGAGCGAGAGGAGCGGAGGACGAGGGUGGAGUCCGACCUGAAGACCAGCAACAUGUCACUGGACUCUGGUCUGCCCUUGUCUCUAAAGCCACACCCAGAGGAAGUCCUGGUCCCGUGUCGAGAGCUCCCACACCUCCGCCAGGCGCCGCCCUCCCCCCACAUGCCUCCCUGGACUCCCCCCUCCCCUCUGCGGUGGACCCCCCCAGGCCCCCCAGACGAGGACACAGACAGCAGCUGUUUCCAGAUCGCUGAAGCUCUGCACAAUCACUUUUACUACAGCAACGGGCAGCUCAGGCCCCGCCCACAUUCCAACGCCAUCCUCCUGCAGCCGAGCCGACAGGGCUCUGUGGUCCGGACCAGCUCCUGA
Molecule: messenger RNA, 522 nt
Organism: Knipowitschia caucasica
Lineage: Eukaryota; Metazoa; Chordata; Actinopteri; Gobiiformes; Gobiidae
Source: the annotation of a GenBank genome assembly